CCACAGCUCUUCACUCAUCCACUCCCCCACAUACGGAAAUCAACAUUGGUUUAAGCAAUAACCAUGGAGGAUGAGCAGCAUGACCAUUCCUUGGAUCUGUUUAGCAUCAGCGACAACACCAGCUAUCCAUCGUACGUCUUGGAUAUGGCUAACAAUAGUGAGAACACAAGCGUUCCAGAUUACGUGGAUGAAACGCCCGUCGAACUCUGCUCUGCAUCAAACGUCAACCAAUUGGGCUCGGCCAUCAUUCCUUAUUUCUACUACAUCAACUUCCUCCUGAGUUACUUGGGCAACUGGCUUGUUUUGUUCAUCAUCGUCAAGCUUGAGAAGGUCAACAGCGUCACUAACAUCUUCCUCAUCAAUCUGGUCACCUCCAACAUCCUGUUUGCAUCCAGCUUCCCCUUCCUGGCCAAAUACCAUUCCUCCGAGUGGAUCUUCGGCACGGUGCUUUGCAAGUUGGUCAGCAGUGCCCAUCUGAUUGGUUUCUACAGUUCCAUCCUCUUCCUCACCCUGAUGACCUUUGACCGCUACCUGGCCGUGGUGCACGCGGUGUCCGCUGCCAAGAGCAGGAAGAGGGCGUACGCCAUCGGGGCGUCGUUGAUCGUUUGGUUCAUCAGUGUGCUGGCCAGUCUAAAUGAGCUGGUGUUCAAAGGCGUGCGGAAGCACAGCGAGCACCGCCUGAUGUGUGAGGCGACAGGAUACCACGCCGACGUCGUCGAACAGUGGAAUCUGGUCAGCUACUACAUGCAGUUCCUCCUCUUCUUCCUGCUGCCCCUCUUCAUGGCGAUGUACUGCUACACCUGCAUCACCGUGCGGAUCAUGUCCACUCGCAUGAGGGAGAAAUGGCGCUCGGUGAAGCUGAUAUUCAUCAUCAUGUUCACCUUCUUCGUUUGCUGGACUCCCUAUAACAUCGUGAUCCUGCUGAAGGCCAUUCAGAUCUCCACAGCCGACGAUGCAAACCGGAAGUGCGAUCAGGUUGAGGCGUUGAACUAUGCGUUGUACGUGACCAGAGACAUAGCGUUCUUGUAUUGUUGCAUCAGCCCCAUGUUCUACUCCUUUGUGGGUAAGCGGUUUCAGAGUCAUUUCAGGAAUCUGUUGUCGAAGAACAUGCCUUGUCUGGCACGUCAACUCAGACCCGCUAGUCUGAGCAGCAAGUCCACCGCACAAAGGACAUCCCACACAAACGACUUUUAACGCUUGGGAGACAAUGUACUUUGUUUGAAAUUGGAUAAUUGGAUGGGAAAAUGGAUAAUUAAAUUUGAUGAUGUUUAUUGUUUUGUCAGUUUUACGUUUAAAUGUAGUCAUUUAGCAUAUACCUUGUAGAUGAAUAUCUAAUAAUUAAUUGCAAUUAUGUAGCACUCUUUUUUAAGACACUCAAAGUGCUUUAAUCAGUUAGUUAGUUUAUUAGUGGUCCCCUUAGGGAAAUUAUUUUUCACACUUUCCUUCCGUCAUUUCCCAAAUAGUGAGUUUGUGGUUGAGAAUAACACCUCAUAUUAACGAGGCUGAGAACAAUCUAAGUUUGUAUUGAUUUUAGAGAAGUUACAUUUAGGAGGAUGAAGAGUCGCAAGAGGAAGUGUAAAAUAACGGAGUUGUUCUGCCAAGGCCGUGAACUAGCUUUGUCAUGACAACAUUAGCAAUUUUUUCCAGUUUUGUGUGAAAUCUAAUUCUAAAGAGAGAAUAUGAUAGAAUUUGAAUUUAGAAUUUCUGCAUUUUAACUGUUAUGUUGUAAAACCAUUUUGUGUUGCAUAAGCGUUGUUGUAUUUCUACUGUUAUUUCAUUUUAGUUGUAAGGAAAUUAUUUUUCACAGUUUCCCUCCGUCAUUUCUCAAAUAGUGAGUUUGUGGUUGAGAAUAACAGCUCAUAUUAACGAGGCUGAGAACAAUCUAAGUUUGUAUUGAAUUUAGAAUAGCUACAUUUAGGUUCUCGAAGGAUGAAAAAUCGCAAGAGGAAGUGUAAAAUAACGGAGUUGUUCGGCCGUCAACUGGCUUUGUCAUGACAACAUUGCCAAUUUGAACCACUUUUGCUUGAAAUAUAAUUAUAAAGAGAGAAUAUAGUAUAUAUUGAAUUUAGAAUUUCUGCAUUUUUACUGUUAUGUUGUAAAACCAUUUUGUGUAGCAUAAGCGUGGUUGUGUUUCUACUGUUAUUUCAUUUUAGUUGUGGAAUGUGUAACACAUGAAGAUGAAGCUGUGGUUUGGAUGGUUCGUGCUGCUCUUCCUAACAGCAGUGGUCGAUCCCCGGCCAGUAGAGAUGAAGCUGUGGUUUGGAUGGUUUGCGCUGCUCUUCCUAACAGCAGUGGACGAUCACCGGCCAGUAGAGAUGAAGCUGUGGUUUGGAUGGUUUGCGCUGCUCUUCCUAACAGCAGUGGUCGAUCCCCGGCCAGUAGAGAUGAAGCUGUGGUUUGGAUGGUUCGUGCUGCUCUUCCUAACAGCAGUGGACGAUCCCCGGCCAGUAGAGAUGAAGCUGUGGUUUGGAUGGUUCGUGCUGCUCUUCCUAACAGCAGUGGUCGAUCCCCGGCCAGUAGAGAUGAAGCUGUGGUUUGGAUGGUUUGUGCUGCUCUUCCUAACAGCAGUGGUCGAUCCCCGGCCAGUAGAGUCGAUGCGCUACCGAAGGCCGAGCUACCGCAACUCCACCGUCUACCGUCACUCUUCCACCACUUAAAAUACAUGUUGAUAGAUAUGUUUAAAUAAUCUCCAGCUCUUCUUUUAUAUCAUAGCUCUUAAUAGUGCUCCGACGGCUGCUUUGCUUAGUUCCGAUUUUUAAGAUGUGUGAUCGGGAAGCAAUAUUUGGGGUUCAGCUUCAUAGUUGAAAGUAUAAAGUUUCUGCAAAUAAAUGUAAUGUAGUGAAUAAAAAACAUUAUUUUCUUAA
Gadus morhua (Atlantic cod) is the source of this 2864-nucleotide messenger RNA. Its product is annotated as C-C chemokine receptor type 3-like. Gene Ontology annotation, biological process: G protein-coupled receptor signaling pathway; calcium-mediated signaling; cell chemotaxis. Gene Ontology annotation, molecular function: C-C chemokine receptor activity; C-C chemokine binding. Lineage: Eukaryota; Metazoa; Chordata; Actinopteri; Gadiformes; Gadidae. Bases 64 to 1194 code for a protein of 376 amino acids. The transcript has 2 exons. The record is from RefSeq and is a predicted model, not a curated record. Gene Ontology annotation, cellular component: membrane; external side of plasma membrane.